UCAAUCAAGGAUUUGACAAGCCAUGCUAAAUAGAACAAUGUUUCCAUCGUUAAUAUCUCGUCCCGAAUGGAACCCAUCGUCGAUCACUUGAUUUCGAGCUCCGCCUCCGAUAUCAGCACCGCCGGCCGUUCUCUGUGCCUGAACAUCGGGACGCCGAGCUUGUAGGCCAUCGGCGCAGGUGCUUCCGCGUGCCAUCCGAGGAACGCGUAGCUUGGCACGACCGCCGGCGCCGGCGCCGGCGCCGCCGUCGGAGAGCUGGGGACGAAGACGGACACCAGCAGAAGGGCCACGAUGACGAGAGCCUUGGCCAUCCUUGCUGCGGGCACAGAGGGGCUUGGAGAAACGCACCAGGGGGAGAUGACCCCGGUUCUCAUUUAGAGGUCGCGGCCAUGGCCUAUUAUUACCGUGAGGCAGCGCCAGUUGUGUGGCUGAGGACUCGGUCUCUGUCUCUGUGGCUGUUUCUGCUGUUGCCGUUACCGGAGUGCUUGACAUGACUGAGUGCUUGACAUUGCCGUUAAGCCAAUACGUCCUUAACACUUGCGAACUCGUCUGUUAUUAUUAUUAUAUAGGAAGACAUUUAUACGUAUGGGAUGUACUUUCACUGUCGAAUGUUCUCUUCUGGGAGGAGUCUUCGCCGUUCCCCGCCUGCUUCGAGGGUUCGGAGGAGGAGGAGGAGGCGAGACGAGAGAAAGAGGGAGCGAGGGCGAAGGCGUUAGGGUUUCCAGUUACGGGGAUGUGGGCGAUGUCAGACGAGAAGCCACCAGCGGAGAUCUGCAAGGGCGUGAAUGGGUUCGACAAGGCCGUGCUCAGGGAGGACAAUCGAAGAUCGGCCGAGCUGAUGAAAAACCAUCAUCCUUCACAUUUGCCUUACACACCCACUUUUCCGAUUCUAUUAUCAGGUUAUUUUAUGCAUUUGGGAAAAUAUUAUCAUGGUUUUUGUCAGUGGUAUGAAAUCUGUGGGAGAAGAAAGCCAAAUCUGUGGCAGAAUUUGGAGACUGUGAAUAAACCAUUUGCUAUGUGGAGAUUACGGUUGUUGAAAGGAACAUCACUCUUGAAGUUUGGCAAGGAAAUAGAAAGGAACGUUGGAGCUAUCUGCUGUUUCUUCUUUAUGGUGAGGUUCUGAUGUGUAGCUUAUCAUCACACACACACACACAUAUAUAUCCUUUAAUCACAAAGGGGUAUAACAUAAUUACUGACGCUGAUGGUAGGUUCACAAGGAUCUGGGUGAUUUUUGAUGUGCCUGGAGUGCUUUUGCAGACAGUGAUCAUUUUGUACAAAUGUGAUAUGACCUUACUCUUCUCGCAGAGAUUCAUGGUUAUUUGAUUA
Musa acuminata subsp. malaccensis (wild Malaysian banana) is the source of this 1326-nucleotide messenger RNA. Lineage: Eukaryota; Viridiplantae; Streptophyta; Magnoliopsida; Zingiberales; Musaceae. The record is from RefSeq and is a predicted model, not a curated record.